GGAUGACGUUGGUGGGGUGCUUUUAGAGUGGGCUCUCACUAUCAUAUCUGCACAUCUGGGACGGUGUCAUGGGUAUGUGGCAUAGAGAAGAGACCAAACCACAGUACCCAGGGCAAUUCUGAGCCUUGUAGUUCCCCUCCUAGGUCACUUCUGCUUUCGGUGGCAAAGGGAGGGAAGGAACACUGCCCCAGGUUCUCUGGGCCUUCCCCAGUGUGUGUCCCUACAGCUGCUCUGGCCUCAGCUGCCAGCUCAGGUCCUCCGGCUUUGCAGAGUCCCCUGGCCGGGUGCCCUAAAGAGGCAGGUCCUGGUACAAGAACCUCCCAGGCCUUAUCCUCUUACCUGGGGUCAUUACCAGAGCCUGUUCCAAAUUUUGUGUUGGCUGCAGCAGCCAUUGGGCUUCAUGUAGAGCACUGUGGACACUUGGGGUGCUGGAGGGGCUUCCUGUGCUGGAACUUAAGUAGUAACCCUGGUCUCCACCCAACAGCAGUAGCAUGUCCCUUGUGUACUUGUGAGGAUGCUACAUCUUCCCCUGAUGGUGGUCCUCUAUGCUGGAUGAAGGCCUCCAGGUGUGAGCCCAAGGGUGGCUUUGGUCAGGGUGAGAGGGGAGCUCCCUGGGCAUGGAGAGACCAGCUGAAGAAGGUCUGGCUGCCCGUGUCUCCAGUUUCUUAUUUCCGGUCUGUCCUCAGGCCUUUGACAUGGCUGGCAUCCGGAUGACAUAGAAAUGGAGUCGGGAGCAUGGUCAGAUCACUCCACAGAAAGAGGGAUGCUGAAGGCUUUCUUCCACGCACUUACCUCCAGGAAGCUUGGGAUUGGGUGGACAGGAGUGGGCCGACACACUCUGCUGUGUACUUCUGCAUUUCAAUACGGGCUGCAGGCUGACUCACCGGAAAGACCCUUGGAGCUGGCAGUACCAAUGUCUGGGGGUGACCUCUCUUGCUAGGGUUUUUCCUGCCUCAAGAGACCUUUAGGGUAAACAGAGAAGGUUCCUGGAACCUGCUGGGAAUAGGUCUGGGCGCUGAGGGUACCCACUGAGGGCUUGUGGUGCUAAAGCAGAGACCCUGGAGAGAUGGGCUGUGGUAGAGAGGGCACUGGUCUUUCCUGGGGCUGGGGGAAGAAGAUGUGUCUUGUUUGGCCUGGCACACAGUAGGUGGUCAGUGUUCAGGUCUCUGUGGGCUGGUCAUUAAAAGCUAUUCUGUCUCCUUCCUCCCUGAGUCCCGGGAGCUGGUCCUGCAACGUGCCCGAUGGCUCCAAACAGCUCUGGGUCUCAGGCUGGGGUGUCAGGGGGGCCUCAGGCUGGGGUGUCAGGGGGGCCUCAGGCUGGGGUGUCAGAGGGUCACUUUGCCUCUACUCCCUCUGUCAGAGAGCAUCAUCAAGGGUGGCUGGUGAGUUGGGAGAUGGAAUUAGGGACAGAAAAGAUGUGCGGGGGUCGGGGGCUGGAAGGGAAGUGGAGUCAGAUGAAGGACCACAAGGUCAGGGCUCUAGUCCUGAAGGAGACUUUGGUUUCUCAGACCCUCCCUGUGGCCUCCAGUCCCCGCAAAGGGUUCGUAUGUAACAGAUGAGACGCUGAGAUCCAGAGCUAUGGGCCCUUGGGACAUAACUCUCUGUUACUUCCAGUCCUCAGAGCCGGGCUGACUUCAUCACAGAGAAAAGGAGAAAGUCAAGAGCAGGGCCCAGGAGAAGCAUGACCAAGGAUGGGGUUUCCUCAGGCAAGGGGGCCAGUAGAUGUCUGAGGUCAAGUGUGGUAGGAAUGCAGGGGGAGGAAGAACAGGUACCACUCAGGGCGGGAGUCAUGUCCACCCUGUUCUAGCUAGGGACCCAGCUCUAACCCAGCCUCCAGGGUUGCUCUUAGGCAGUGCUGCUGUCUUAGCAGGUCUGGGAGUAGGUUCUGGAACCUGUGCUGGGCCAGCAUGGAAUCUUCUGGGGUUACUUCCAGAGGUAGAGAGGGAAUGUUCCAGAUUCCCACACUAAGGAGGGUAGCUCCCAAGAUAUCUCAAGAAGGUUCCUGCACCCGCCCCAGCUGCCCUAAGUCUCUCUGAGUGCCCUGGGCUCUCCAGCCUGCCUUUGCAUUUAGUAACUCCAUGCCCUUGGAUGCUUCCCCUGGUCCCUAUCCACGGAUCCCCUCAACCUCUCUGCUCUGGGUGAUUCUGGUCUCAGUUCUCUUCUCCCUCCCAGGCCCCCUCACACUGGGGUUGGUUUCUGAGAGUCUUGGAAGCACUGGGGAGAAAACUCCCAUGGGUUAGGUGUAGCUGGCAGAAGUUCUAGGGUUAGAGCAGCCUGGGCCCAGCUGGGAACAUUGUUGAAAGCAGUGACUUGUGAUUCAUACUUGGAGAACACCCCUGUCAAAGAAACCAGGGCAUCGAGAAUUGGCAAGCCCUCGGGUUAACACGUCUCAAAAGCCCCUUCCUUCCGUUUCCUCUUCUGUUUUGGGCGUAUCCCUUCAAUAUUUCCUUUGCUAGGACUUGAGGCCUCUUGCUCUCUGGUGUAUGAUAGGCCAACUCCAUAGAAACCUCUAUUUCCUGUCUCCCUUGGCCUUAGUAAGACCCAAAUGUGGGAAAGGGGAGGACAGAACUCUCCUCUGAGGGAUCUGCCGUGGGAUCAGGUAUCCUGUUAACACACAACAAAUCCAACAGACAGCUAGGUGUCUAGACAUAGGUGAACAUUUUGACAACCCUAAGGGGACGGACCAGGCGGUCAAUCACCAGCACAGAGGCAGCGUGUCAAAGGUGGGGCAACUUUAGUGUCAUGGAGAGUAAUGACUGUUGGGGCUGGAGUGACAGUUCAGCAGUUAAUAGCACUGGCUGCUCUUACAGAGGACAGGGGUUCAAUUCCCAGCACCCUCAUGGUGGCUCACAGCAUUUUGAACUCCAGUUCCAUGAGGUUCAGUGCCUUCCUCUGGCCUCUGUGAGUACCAGGACAGACAUACCUAAAAGCAAAUACCCACGCACAGUAAAAAAAAAAAAAGACAGAAAAAGAAAAAAAAAAGAAAAAGAAUAAUGACUGUUUGACAAGAACAUGACAAGGCUGUACAAAUCCAUAAAUCUUGCAGUCCUAUUUAGAGGCUAUCCUGAUAAUCUUAUGUCAGCUUGAAAGGAAGGAACCUCGAUUGAGAAAAUGCCUCCAUAAGAACCAGCUGUAAGGCAUUUUCUCAGUGGUCAUUGAGGGGGGGGGCAGCUCGUGAUGGGUGGUGCCGUUUCUUGGCUGGCUGUCCUGGGCUGUAUAAGAAAGCAGGCUGAGCAAGCCACAGGGAGCAAGCCAGUAAGCAGCACCCUCCAUGGCCUCUGCAUCAGCUCCUGUCUCCAGGUUUCCAGCCUUGAUUGAGUUCCCACCCUGAUUUUUUGUUAUGCUGUUUCAUUGUAGCAAUAGAAACCCUGACUGAGAUAGAGGUCUCAGGGGGAGAAGCGGGCCAUGCGCCCAUCUACAGACAACAGAUAAGCAGCAUUCAUUCAUCUUACAGGGCAACACUUUCCAGCCAUUAGGAAGAAGCAUUCGGACACCUGCUGUAGCCGGGUGACUCCAGAGGACACUGUGCUGAACAAUGUGAGCACACGAGACAGUGUCUGAUACCGCUGGUGCUGAGGUCCUUAGAUCGGUCACCUCCAUGGAGUCAGCAGGUUGGACGGGGUAGGGUGGUACUACUGAGUGCAGACUUAGUUGUACAAGGAGAUGACGGUGGAUCCUAGAAAGCGCUCUUCUCUAAAGAGUGGUCGAACGGCCAUCUUACAAUGAGCUACAACCACGUGAAAGUUAAAUGCUGAGGACCUGUCUGGUUUGCCGUGUUGAGGCCUCCGGGACAGGCGGGCAAGUGUAAAGCUCAGCACUGCCCACAAGAAGAACUGAGAAACUUGAGAAGGUUGCUAGCGCCCACCUAUAGAAUCGGAAGAGACAGUUGCUGUCCCUUGCGGUGAACGGAAGGUAGAGCUCCAGGAAGGCUGAUCAGGUUUCAGGAGGCCAUAUCCACUUGUGCCAGAGCCCUUUGUCCUCCAGAGGUCAGGCAUGGGUGACAUCGUGGUCAGGAGGGGUCAACUGUUGGGGCUGGUGGCAUCAUGCUCAGAGCCACUCAGAGUAAGGGAGGACCUUACUGUGCACUAAAUUUCUUCAAGGUCACAGCCCAAAAACAGCUGCUUUCAGAAAGUUAAGACGGAAGCUCGCACACCAGCUGCCUGCCCCACACCCCUGAGGGCCAGCUUUCUAGGGACUGCACUGCCACCCACACAAAUAUGUAAAUGUCCUUUAGGGGUAGAGUGAGAAAAAGGCCUCCAGCCUCACAGCCUUGAAGCCUGGCAUGACAAAGUAAAGGACUCCCGUCGUUGGACUUGUGCUGGGAUCUGGGUUCUUCCAAGCUUCUCCGUGAAGCUCUGCUUCGCCAGCUAGCCCUUCCGAAGGUGUAUUCCAAGGCCAGUGCUGCCUUCAGUCCUGGAGACACUGGGAGCUGUCAGGGAUGGGGUCAACAACCUAGAGCCAGCCUUUGGGCUGAGUGUGGUUAAGCUGGCGAUGGGAAACAGCGGUAGCCGCCUGGCGUUUUCCAGAGGAAACGCUACAUUUGGAUGUAAGGUGUAUAACCCUGGGGCCACUAGAAGCUGCUGUGCCCAUCAACCCCAGCAGUCCUCAGUGUAGAGAGCUGUCCCAGGAAUGCCACCUACUCACUCUCUAGGUUCAGACUCUCAUGAGGAAAACCACUUGUAGAGCUCCUGAGUGAAGGCUUUCUUCUGAGAUAAAGGAUGGUUUCUCAGACAAAGGUGGGGUGGAGGUGUACCCCUGCCGGGCUCUGUCCCCAGAAAUGGAUCGACUGGGACGGUCGGGUUCGUGGUAGAGUACACGCAGGGCACCAGGUGGCUGUGCCAACAAGGACCAAGCUGAUCAGUGGUUCCAUUCGGCGUCAGGUCUGGGAUGCCCCGCCUGACUGGAGAGCAGGUGGAGGGACUAGUCUGUGUGGAGCUGCCUCGCAGAGCUCUUUGAGUCCCCAUCUCUCAGUUCUCAGUUCCUGAGCGGAGCCAUCUUCAGAACAAGGUCAAACAGGUCCGGAGCUGUUUUUCUGUCACCCCAACCCAUCGACAUCAUAGUGAUGUAAGCCUCACGCUAGUCCGUUGUGGUUAGGGGAGUUUCGGAGUGAGCAUGCUCGGACCCCCCAUUACUUCCUGAAACCUCUCAGCUGGGCCUGCAGAGGGGUGCUCAGCGCUGCCUCAGGACAGGACUGCUCUGUGCUGCCUCGGGCUGGCUUGGGAAAUGCCACGGCGGUCACCUCUACUCUUCAGACUACCUCGGUCCCCACGAGCUGCCACACGUUGUCCUACGAGGAGAGCAGAGUGGUCCUGGUGGCGGUGUACAGCGUGGUGUGCAUGCUGGGCCUACCGGCCAACUGCCUAACUGCCUGGCUGACACUGUUGCAAGUCCUACAGAGAAACGUGCUCGCCGUCUACCUGUUCUGUCUGUCCCUCUGUGAGCUGCUGUACAUCAGCACCAUGCCUCUGUGGAUCAUUUACAUCCAGAAUCAGCACAAAUGGAGCCUGGGUCAGCAGGCCUGCAAAGUGACAGCUUACAUCUUCUUCUGCAACAUCUACACCAGCAUCCUCUUGCUCUGCUGCAUUUCCUGCGACCGCUACAUGGCCGUGGUCUACGCACUGGAGAGCCGAGGUCACCGGCACCAGAGGACUGCUGUCACCAUUUCGGCAUGUGUGGUUAUUCUUGUUGGGCUUGUCAACUAUCCAGUGUUUGACAUGAAAGUGGAGGACAGCUUCUGCUUUGAGCCCCUGGGGAUCGACAGUAGGAUAGCCGGCUACUACUACCUGCGGUUCACUUUUGGCUUUGCCGUCCCUCUCGGCGUCCUUGCCUUCACCAAUCACCAGAUCUUCCGGAGCAUCAAGCUCAGUGAUAGCCUGAGCGCUGCGCAGAAAAACAAGGUGAAGCGCUCCGCCAUUGCAGUCGUCACCAUCUUCCUGGUCUGCUUUGCUCCCUACCACGUGGUGCUCCUCAUCAAAGCCGCCAGCUUUUCCUUCUACGAAGGAGACCGGGAUGCGGUGUGUGACUUCGAAAACAGGCUGUACACGGUCUCUACAGUGUUCCUGUGCCUGUCGACGGUCAACAGUGUGGCUGACCCCAUCAUCUACGUGCUGGCUACAGACCAUUCUCGGCAAGAAGUGUGCAGGAUCCACACGGGGUGGAAGAAGUGGUCCACGAAGACAGAUGUCACCUACUUGAAGGACUCUGAGGAGACGCACUCACCCACAGCGCUUAUGAACGCAUACACCUUCCCCAGUACUGUGCACCUUCCAGGCUCACAGCCAGUGGAGCUAGGGUCACUGGGCUCUGCCGGAGAGACUGCCUGACGACCUCUGCUAAGCUCACUCUACACCAACACCGGUCACAUCUACCUGGUCCUCUGAGUCACCAUCUGGGGUGUCCACAACACUUCAGAUGCCUUUUCGGAGCACACACUGCUGAUCUCUCCUUCUUAGGCCACCAACUCUGAAAGUAUCUGUUCCUUAGGUGUCCAGGACCUUUGGGCUCUCCUCUAUGGAAAGCGGUGGGUGCUAAGGACACCAGUCAUAACCCUAGGCUUCCAGGGCCUCGGGGAGCGUGUGGCUGGCAGGACAGCUCUUUAUCAGCAGGGUGCUCUGCAGGGCUCCCAAGAGCUAUCAGCAGGGCACUUGACAGAGCACUUUAUGUUCUACGAUUUCCUACAUUGUCCAGUGGCUAACACUGGACAUCCUGGGCUUUCCAUAGAGAUGGACAUGAACCCAUUCGUGGUUACCACCACAGCGUUACAGCCAUAGGGGAUAGGAGUCCAACCCUUAGGGGACUGGUUCUGAGUAGACAGAAUUAGCUUCUAGGGGAGCCAUGGAGCAUGGUAACCAGUUGCUCCAGCUCCUAAUGGUCUCAUACAUCCUCCCCAGGGACCCCCUCAACCGUUUACAUUAGGAAGUGCUAGUGGACACCCCAGGAAGAGGUUGGUAUAGCUGCUACCAGAGAAGGGGAUAUCUGACAUCUGUCUUUCUUUGCCUUGUAACCUCUGGCCUUGACAGCACAGAGGAGGUAGGCUGCGGCUCCUGAAAGAGCAGGUCAAGAGCAAGCCCCACUCUGCCCCAUUUUCUCCAGUGUUGGCUCCGUGUCAAAUCCCAGCUCUGCUCUUGCUGAGUCACUCCAGUACUUUCCUUAGCUACCUCACUGGGUCACUCACUGUUGGGACUGGCUGACACUGAGCCACCGCCCCCUCACUCCAGAGACUCCCGAUACACUUGGAGUGCAAGGGCCAAGGAUCCCUGAGCAUGGCGGGCCUCAGAGAUGAUCCUCCUGAAGCACACACAUCACAAAUGCUGAUCAGAGACUGGGACCUCAGGGCUUAACUUCAGUUCUUCAGUGCUGAGAAUAAGAACACAGGGAUAGAAGUCGACUUCCUUUCCUUGCUGUUGCUUAUAUCUUAUUUGUUUGAUAAAUGGUUUCUGGCACCUCAAACUGAUCUGAAACUCACUGAGCAAUGGAGGGUGACUUCUUGUCUCCUGACCCUGGUGUCUCCCUCCAAUCCGAGGAUGGGAUUACAAGCUUGUGCCACCA
Rattus norvegicus (Norway rat) is the source of this 7548-nucleotide messenger RNA. The record is from RefSeq and is a predicted model, not a curated record. NCBI's taxonomy places the organism in Eukaryota, Metazoa, Chordata, Mammalia, Rodentia, Muridae.